Molecule: messenger RNA, 1266 nt
Organism: Sorex fumeus (smoky shrew)
Lineage: Eukaryota; Metazoa; Chordata; Mammalia; Eulipotyphla; Soricidae
Gene: FBXL15
Product: F-box and leucine rich repeat protein 15
Exons: 5
Coding region: 250-1140 (296 amino acids)
Molecular function (GO): protein binding
Source: RefSeq, a predicted model, not a curated record
CACUCCGAGGCGGCCACUGGCCCGAGACGAAAAUCCGAGCCCGUCCGGCUGCCCAUCACCUUCUCCGCCGCGGGCCUCCAGCCCGGUGGCCGAGAAGGCGAGGUCUAACGUUUACGCCGCCGGCUCCUCGCGAAGACGGCGCUCGAUUUAAUCGGCCUGUCCCCGGCUCCGGGAGGCGGACUCGCAGCGGCCGCCCCAAGGCCAGAGCCGCAGCGCAGUGCGCACGCGCGGGAGACCGCGGAGCCACCGAUGGAGCCGUCCGGAGGGGAGCAAGCGCCCAGAGCCGUCAGGCUCCUGGACCUGCCUUGGGAAGACGUGCUGCUCCCACACGUCCUGAGUCUGGUCCCGCUGCGCCAGCUGCUCCGGCUGCAGCGCGUCAGUCGGGCCUUCCAGGCCCUGGUGCAGUUGCACCUGGCGGGGCUGCGCCGCUUUGACGCCGCUCAGCUGGGUCCGCAGAUCCCGCGGGCCGCGUUGACCUGCCUACUGCGGGACGCCGAAGGGCUGCAGGAGCUGGCGCUGGCGCCCUGUCACGAAUGGCUCUCAGACGAGGACCUGCUGCCCGUGCUGGCGCGGAACCCACAGCUGCGCAGCGUGGCUCUGGCCAGCUGCGGGCAACUGAGCCGCUGCGCGCUGGGGGCGCUGGCCGAAGGCUGCCCCCGCCUGCAGCGCCUGUCGCUUGCGCACUGUGACUGGGUGGAUGGGCUGGCGCUGCGGGGCCUCGCCGACCGCUGCCCCGCUCUCGAGGAGCUGGACCUCACUGCCUGCCGGCAGCUCAAGGAUGAAGCCAUCGUGUACCUGGCGCAGAGGCGCGGCGCGAGCCUUCGCAGCGUCUCGCUCGCCGUUAAUGCCAACGUGGGGGACACCGCCGUCCAGGAGUUGGCCCGCAACUGCCCGCAGCUCCAGCACCUUGACCUAACCGGCUGCCUCCGUGUGGGAAGCGACAGCAUCAGGACUUUGGCCGAGUACUGCCCGGCGCUGCGUUCACUGCGGGUUCGACACUGCCACCAUGUGGCUGAAGUCAGCCUGAGCCGCUUGCGGAAGCGUGGUGUGGACAUCGAUGUGGAGCCACCACUGCACCAGGCCCUGGUACUGCUGCGGGACAUGGCCGGCUUCGCACCCUUCGUCAACCUGCAGGUCUAACUCACGCUCCCAUGGGACACAGCUGGACUGUGUGGCCGGGCCUGACUGUGAGCUAGAGGGAAGCCGGACUGUGGGGGCCAAGGCCCGGCCCUACCCAGAGCAUCCAAUAAAGAGCUUUUCACCCCU